AAAGCUUUUUCAGGGACAUAUUUGGUACUGGCGCAGUAGCUAGCUACUAUAGAUGUUCAAGGGGAGGCGUCUACCGCUAUGCAAUAUUUAUAUUGUUGUUUAGAGAGGUUGUUGGGAGGUGCACCGGGGGUUUCAUUAACCUCAGUUUCUUACUGGACCUGGAAUAUGAUUGGGAUCCUUUUGAGAUGUGAUUAACUUUAUUUUUUCGUACUAGUUGCAUGCUAAAAAAACUUGAUAGCAUUUGCUAACCGGCUAGCAAAAUGUGUUUGACAGCUAGGGAACAUUGCCUAACCAGCUAGCUACAAGGUUAUCUAUAGCUAGCCACCAAUGACGAGAAUUGGAUUUGUUUGACAACUUGGUAAUAGCUCAUGUUAACUUCAAACAAUUUUAAAAGUAUCUGAAUUCUAAGAAACGUAACGUUGAAUAGUGUUGGUUGUAAAACUAGCUAGCCAUUUGCCAGAUUGAGUAUGCAUUGGGCUGGCAGCUAACGUUAGCUUGCUUGCUGACAGCAACUUGAAUUUGCAGCGUUGUUGCACAAUGUUAGCUACAGAUUACAGAAUGUGCAAUCAGGAAAAUGACCCAUGUUACACUUAUUUUAUAUAUAUUUUUUUUUUGCAGUAGUCUAAAAUAGCUGUUCUCAAACCUCACCUCGGGGACCACUAGACGUGUCAAAAUUGUGUUGUACUGAAGUAACGUUAGCACACCAGAUUUACUUAAGUUAAUUAAGGGCUUGAUUAAUUGGCAAGUUUAAUCAGGUGUACUAGCUUUGGAAAUGCAUGGAACUGCGGGAGGUCCCAGAGGAGAGGUUUGAGAAUCACUGCUGCAGGGAAGAGUGAGGACAACCUAUUUAUUUGUACUGCACUCAUGUCAAAAUAGGCUUWRUUUUUUUUAUUGACAUAAGUUAACCAUUGAGCCUUGUUUAGUGGAGCAAAGGAAAUUAUUAUUUUGUCUCAUCUCUAUUUUCAAGAAUGUUCAGGAGUCCACAAAUUCUGGCCUUGACAUGCCCUGUCAGACCCCUGCUGCUGCUGUCUGUCAGAGACCCCCACGUGCCUGCCCUACCUGAACACGCCUGUCAUAGGUGGAAUGGACCCAAAGCAGGGAGAAGUCUCUGUCAGGGGGAUGGAGGGAAUGGUGGAGGGGAGGAGGCAGUGCCCCUCUCUUCAGCCAUCUCUUCACACCUUGUUAGCAGAAGCACCUCCGGUUGUGAAAGCUGUCUCCUAAACACCGCACCUCAACACCCCUUACAAAAAGCCACCCCUCCCAACCGACCUCAAUUGUCUCAGGACUCUAGCUUUGUCUCUUUGAAACAUACACCACGACUGCUGGUGAUAGUAGCAUGUGACCCUUGGAAAACCACUUCAUUGGAACAUUUGGACAAUUCCAAAGCCAUCGAAUGUUCUAGCGACCGUAAGUGCCUUCUACAAAGGAGGCAAACUGGCAAUGGUAGCCAAUGUUUGUCUGCUGAGGUGAAGGUCAACAUCACAUUCAGUGUUAAAAGUGGCAAGAUUCACAAGGACAUUUUUCACAGACUGCUUGUGUCCACACCCAAACAGUGGACUGUGGAUCCCCAGCGACUCCUUUCACUCCAGAGCCACGGCCUGCWCCAGUCUGCUGCCUCCGGCCCUGAGGGUGCCCUGAGGGAGUGCCUUUCGCUGGUGAACGAGGCGCGCUGCCGGCAGAGCCUGGAGCCUAAUGUGGCUCUCUAUGAGAAAGACGUCCGGGGGGAAAGGGGGCCCAGUGAGGCCCAGGGGAAGUGGGCGUCUGUGCUGGUCUCUCUUUGCUCUGUGGAGGGAGAGCCUGCCUUCCUGUUCACCCUCAGAUCCACAGCACUGAAGGGCAGACACAAGGGCGACGUCAGUUUUGCAGGAGGCAAGCGUGACCCCUCGGACAAGGACGUUGUGGACACCGCCCUGAGAGAAGCUUGUGAGGAACUGGGCAUCACUGUGGCAACAAACCAAGUGUGGGGCGUGCUGAAACCAAUCCGGGAUAUGUCGGGAAUGAUGAUAGCCCCUGUACUGGCCAACCUCGGCCCCCUGGAGGCGCUGUCGUUCAAGCCAAAUCCUGCCGAGGUAGAAGAGAUUUUCACCCUGUCGCUCUCCCAUGUAUGCAGUCCCCAGAAUCAGGGAUACACCCACUUCCGUACCGGUGAGCGCUACGGAUACACCCUGCCCGUGUUCCGCAACGGGAAGCACCGCGUGUGGGGCCUCACUGCCGUGGCCCUCGAACGCACGCUCAAACUCAUCGCGCCGCCAUGACAACCAAUCAUUGCAGCCAUCACUACUGUUUUUUUGUAAAGUAUAGUGUAUGUGUGAUUACGGAAUAAUUUGAUUAUUUGUUUCAUAUGUGAAAUUGAUCAUUGUGGCUUAUGUAUCAAUUGAGGACUUCUUAUAAUCAGUGUAUCCCAUAUACUGUAAGCAUACAUGUCAGAAGUGAUAUAUUGAAUAAAUGAGAUAUCAGGUAGGGUCAUGUAAGGAACAAUCAACUUCCAUGUCAAAGUCACUUUGGAUUGUAAUGUCACUAUAUUUUGUCAUACUGACAUAAAAAUCUGAGGUUCUCCUUGGAAAGGUKAAAUCUUUACAGUUCAUUCAUUCACUAACCUUAUGAAGGUAAGGCACCAUGUUUUGGUCAGAAAAUGCAAUAAAAAUGUUUUACGAUUCUA
This is a messenger RNA of Salvelinus sp. IW2-2015, 2659 nucleotides long. RefSeq lists its product as uncharacterized. Bases 969 to 2255 code for a protein of 428 amino acids. Gene Ontology annotation, molecular function: coenzyme A diphosphatase activity. The transcript has 4 exons. Lineage: Eukaryota; Metazoa; Chordata; Actinopteri; Salmoniformes; Salmonidae. The record is from RefSeq and is a predicted model, not a curated record.